Messenger RNA from Rhizoctonia solani, 684 nucleotides. RefSeq lists its product as uncharacterized. The transcript is spliced from 4 exons. The record is from RefSeq and is a predicted model, not a curated record. NCBI's taxonomy places the organism in Eukaryota, Fungi, Basidiomycota, Agaricomycetes, Cantharellales, Ceratobasidiaceae. The coding region runs from base 1 to 684 and encodes 227 amino acids.
AUGCAGACCUUUGGCCGUCUUCUCUCUGUCCUUACCUUCUUGCUCUCCCUCGGGUUCCUUGCCCAGGCUUUGCCUGCUGCUCCUGCUUCAGGACUGGCCGUUCGCCAGUACAACUCCCCCUCUACCCAGUCUCCUGGUAGCGGUUACACCAAACCCAGCUCGGACAGUGGAUCCGGGGUUACACCCGUUCAGGGUGUCAAGACCAUCGAUGUCGUUGCUAUAGUCAAUGUCGACCUCACACCUAAAGUUCAAGCUCAUGUUGCGGCUAUUGCUGAGGUCAAGACUGUUGCCGACCUUGAUGUUAAGGUCAAGGCCCUCAUUGUUGACAUUAAGGCGAUCAUUGCUAUUCUCGUUGGCGCCAAGGUCAACAUUGAUGCUGAAGCUAAGCUCAAGCUUGCUGUUGCCAUCCACGCCAUGAUCAUUUCUAUUGUCAAGGUCUGCGCCACCGUCGUUGCCAAGCUUGGUGUCAGCGCAUGCGUUGGCAUUAUGGCUCAGCUCGAUGUUGUCAUUCACAGCCUUAUCUUGACUCUCAUUGUCUGCAUUGACGGUUUCCUCGGCCUUUUGGUCAAGCUCUUCGUUGACGUUGACGCUACUGUUGUUGCCGCUAUCAAGACUUGCGGCCUUAGCCUCAUUGCUAAGAUUCUCCUCAACAUCAACCUUGGUGUCAACGCGUCGAUCAACUAA